AUGGCUGUUGAUGCUGGGCCGACCGAGGCUGUAACGUUAACCCGCAAGACGGAUACUUCAAGCAGUGGCCGUGAGGCGCAUCACUGUGACAAGAUCGAGCGAGGAUUUUUUCGCAGUACGCUCUUCCAGAUCCUCAUUGUAGGACUAUGCGCUUUCUGCGCGCCGGGAAUAUGGAGCGCCAUGGACGGAUUGGGGGUUGGCGGCAGCCAGUCUCCUAAUCUGGUCAACUCAGCAAAUGCGCUUCUGUAUGCCUUUAUGACUGUGACCUGUUUUGCAGGUCCAUGGGCCACGAACGCCAUUGGAUUCCGAGGCAGAUACAUCGCAACUUGGUUCACCUUUCGAAAUUUUGGCAAUAUUAUCAGAGGCGCCAUUUCUCUCGGUAUCAAUCACAGCGUAAAUAAACGCGGCAAGGUUGGCCGCAUCCACUGGAAAAUCGAGCUGCGUGCGAUGUGGAAGAAUCUUUCGAGCAAAUCCAUACUGCUUCUUAUACCACUGUUUUGGUACUUUGGAUGGAUCCAGGCUUACCCUGGAACCUAUUUGGCAACCUACUUUACAGUCCGGUCGCGCGCACUAGGGAGCUUCCUAUCGGCAGUCGUUGGCUCAUUGGCUACCUGGCUAGGAGGUUCUCUGGUCGAUAUCCCAUGGACGAAGAACAGAAAAGUCCGAGCCCUGACUGCAUGGUUUCUGAUUGCGCUACUCAACAGCGCAACUUGGAUAUGGGCUGUGAUUAUACAAAAUUAUUAUCGACACACCCACCCAGUUCUGGACUGGGCCCACCAGAAAGCGUUCGGCCAUGGCUUCGGGCUGUACCUUUUUGAGCGAAUCAGUUUAGGGCUGGUGGAAAAUUACAUCUAUUGGUGCAUCGGCAAUCUGUCGGACUCGCCCGGUGAGCAAAUUCGGUACAGCUCGCUCCUACGCGGCGUCGAGACAGCAGGUGUCGCGGUCGGCUUCGGAGUCCAGGCUGUUCCGACGACGUUGAUUGCCACAGCGAGCAUCAAUUUCGCACUGUGGUUUGUCGCGCUUCUUUUCAGUCUCUGGGCAACGUUGCAGGUAGUCCAGAAAUGGGAGAAGGAUGGGCAAAGACAAGGCGUCAGGCAAGAGGCAGCAGCGUAG
This is a messenger RNA of Akanthomyces muscarius, 1113 nucleotides long. RefSeq lists its product as uncharacterized. The record is from RefSeq and is a predicted model, not a curated record. The coding region runs from base 1 to 1113 and encodes 370 amino acids. NCBI's taxonomy places the organism in Eukaryota, Fungi, Ascomycota, Sordariomycetes, Hypocreales, Cordycipitaceae. The transcript is spliced from 4 exons.